Messenger RNA from Strongylocentrotus purpuratus (purple sea urchin), 4689 nucleotides. RefSeq lists its product as uncharacterized. The record is from RefSeq and is a predicted model, not a curated record. Gene Ontology annotation, cellular component: Slx1-Slx4 complex; nucleus. Gene Ontology annotation, biological process: interstrand cross-link repair; resolution of meiotic recombination intermediates; meiotic DNA double-strand break processing. The transcript is spliced from 12 exons. Gene Ontology annotation, molecular function: enzyme binding. The coding region runs from base 60 to 4127 and encodes 1355 amino acids. NCBI's taxonomy places the organism in Eukaryota, Metazoa, Echinodermata, Echinoidea, Camarodonta, Strongylocentrotidae.
UAGUACUAUCAAACAUAGGGAGUGUAGAAGAGAGCUUCAGUACGACGCAGUCCUUGGGUAUGACGGUGCAAUGCCUGGCUGAGCUAGCGGAGGAAGGACUGCUAGACUCAACAUCUAUGUCAUCAGAUAAAUGUGGGUUUAUUCCACAGGAGACAGCUCACAGGGUGGACAGCCCAGAGAAUCGGCUGAGUGAUGACCAGUUGACCCUCUUAGAAGAUCUGUCUAGUUUAGUGAACUCACCCACUAUGAGUGAUGCUGUCAUACAGAUAGAUGAUGGCAGUAAACUUCAUGUGCAUAGCUUCAUGAUCCAACUGAGAUGCCCCGCCUUAGCAACGCUUCUGGCUAAACCAUUUGGGAGAAAAAGCACCGGCCUUCCAUCCAUUGUUGUGAGUGAUAUGGGCUAUGAAGCAAUGGAGAACGUUCUGAGUUAUAUUUAUUCAGCCACUGUCAAUAUUACCAAUGAUACAGCAGUCGAAACCCACAAAUUCGCUGAAAGAUUUGAAAUGGCCGAUUUAGCCUCACACUGCAAGCCAUAUCUUCAGGAUGACACUGACUCUAAGAUAACACGGAAAGAAAGUGAGCUGGACAUUGUGGAUAAAGACCUCAACCAACUCAUCGACAGUCUGUGGGAAGAUGAAGAAGAUGACAAGGAGGAGAAAAAUAGAGAUGCUGGUAGAACGUCGGAUGAUGACGUGAAUGAUGCCCUCGACGAUGAUGAGAUCAAAGAGAUUUAUGAGUCAUCCCAACGAUUCAGGACGAUAAUGUUGGAAGAUGAGGAGUUGGAGGAUGAUUCCCCCUUUAGGGAAUUUGUCCACUCUAGUGUCAGCAGCCCGAAGAAUAUCGAGAAUGAUGGUGAAAGGAUGAUGGAUGAGGAGGAGAAGGAGGAGGAGGAGCUUCACAAGAUGAUGUUGACACAAGGGUGUAGACGGGGUAAUACCAGUAGUUACUGUUCCCGUGACAACAGCAAUAGUGAUGGUGAUAAUGAGGAUUGGAGCAUGGCAAUAGAUGAUGAAGUGGUAGUACAAGGUGAAGUAAAUGCCCAAUGCGUGACCCCCUUAGCAAAGAGGACUACUGAUGAAAGGAAAGAUAUGAUUGGAGAGAACUUAAAUGAGUGUACUGAAGACAUCGUUGAUGAAACUCCAAAGGAAACAUAUCAUAGCAGAAGGAGGGUCAGUGUUAGUUCCUCAUCAACAAAUGAAACAAUUACUGAUGAACAUCAUCAUAUGUCGUUUGAGGAAAGUCAUCAUUCUUUCUUAAAUCAGACACUAGUGUGUGAGAGUAAUGUCAGUGCAAUAUCCGUGACGGACCGUCAGAAGAAAAGGAAGGCAUCCCCAGAGACUUCAAACAUAUCUAAGGGUGGCAGUAUGGGUUUAGAAUGUGGUGAUGGGGUCAAAGUUUUGCAUAAGCGCUUUUUGGAUGCUGGUGUAGAGCACUCAGAGAGUCCUGAUGACGAAGUACUAUUCCUUCGGAUGGAUUCUGCAGAAUCUGAGAGUGAUGGGCAGAACAGAACUUUGGAGAAGAGUCUGCAAAGUGUACGGGAAACAAGUUUACAGGUAGAAAAUAGUACAGGGUUGAACGGUAAGGUCCAAGAUCGUGGCUUUGAUGACAUUGAUCAAGGGAGAUUAAGUUCUUCAAGGAAAAAGAAACUGUUGAUACAGCAAUACUCUCCACAGACUGAUUCUGAUGAUAAUCGCUCACCACCAGAGCAAGUAGCAUCUCAUGAUGGGAAUGAGAUACAAGUGGUUAGGAUAAAGGAAUCAGAGUCUGGAGAAAUCAUAGAUAAGAUCCAUCGUAACUCUUCAGUAGUUCUUAAGAAACUCUCCAUGACCUUAAAGUGUAAUAAGCUUGAUAAAGAUGGCGAAUCAAGGCAGAAAAGGCUUGCAUCGCAGUCAUCAACAGAAAACCAUGAUGAUCGAGGAUUCAAAAAAAGACAAGGGUCCUUAGAUUGGAGUCUCUCUGAAGAUAUUCUAUCUCCAUCACCACCACCAUCGCCCAAAUUUUCCAAGGCAUCUCAGAUUCCAAGGUUGGAGAAAAUGGUAGAGAGUAAAAGAGGUCCAGUCAGCAGAAAUAAUCAUUUAGGAUUGGAUCACAGCAGGAGUUUGAAAGCAUCCCCGAAGAUCAAAGCAGAGAGCCUUGAGGAGGAGGAGGAGGAUGAUCCAUACCAACUCUCUCCAUCAUCUUCAACUUCUUCAAGAAAAGGGAGCAAGCAUCCAUCCUCUUCCAAGCGCAAGAAGAAAAUGAGGGUUAAAAGAGAAACCCCGCAACGUGGGAAUGGCAGCAGCUUGUCUAGCCCUUCCUUUGAAUCCAGUGCAAGCUCCAAAGACACUAACAGAAGAUGGUCCAGUCUAAAGAUGGACCAGGAUCUUCCCUCCUGCAGAUCUAGAGACUCGUUUCAUUGUGAAGCAUCACCUGAGCUGAUGCAUGACUUAUCUCCUUCCACUUCUCCACCCGUAUUGCAUAGAAUAUCACCGUCUCCUUCCUUUGAAAGGUCUCCACCUCCUGGAGCCUCUUCUGUUCCAUUGCAUAGAAUAUCACUGUCUCCUUCCAUGGAAAGAUCUUCAGCUCCUGGAGCCUCUCCUGUUCCAGGUGCUUCUCCUGCUGUAUCAACAUCUCCUUCAGUAUCGUCCAGGCAGUCUCCAUACCCUGCCAUGCAGGACAUGGAUGAGGAGCCAGAAGAGAGAUUUGCCUAUGACAUGGAGGAGGGAUGCGGUUAUAAUGACUUCCAUGUUGGGAUGGAUCAUCCAAAUGAUGAGGAUGAUGAUAGUGAUGCAGGAAUUGCACACCAGAAUGAGAAGUCCGUGAAAGAUGGGGAAGGGUCUCACAGAAUUGGUGAAAUAAGUGAAGGCAUUAUGACUGGGAGUCAUCAAAAUGAACACUUUGAAGAAGAAAAUGAAAUUGACUUAACACAUGAGGAGGAGGAGAAGGAAGACAGACUCAUGGAUGAUGUUCACCUCCCUUCUUCAGCCUUCAGAGAUAGGAGUCGUGAUGGUAGUGGUUUUCCAAUGCAAGUUGGUCACAAAGAGCCUGAACAGAAAGAUGAAUAUAACAAUAUCGGAACCCCACAUGUCAAACAUUAUCAGAGACCACUUUUAGGAGGAGGACCAGGAGAUGGACCAAAAGGUCAUAGACUUUCUCAAUCAUUGACAACAACCCCUAGAACUUCACAGUCAAACGCAGUCUCCACAGGUGCUGUUCUGAAGACACCGUCGAUAUCCCGUCUGAUAAGAGACGAGUAUUACCCUCCAGCUCCAAUCACCCCGAUGCCCAACUAUGACUCUAUGAUGACUCCAGAACUCAAGAAAGAGCUGAAGAGGUAUGGAGUUAAGCCCCUAGGUAAAAAGAAGGCCAAGCUACUACUGUCUGAAAUAUAUUCUUAUUUACAUCAAGUCAUGCCAGGAGAUGAAUCCGAUGAAGACACAUCAUCCACCGCCAUGACCAAAGCAGAGCCGGAACCAUCCAAGGGAAGAUCUAAAAAGGGAAAGGCCACAACAAAGCAGAAACCAGCAACAAAGAGAGGCAAAGCUCAGCCAAAGCCAAGGGAGGAGUCUUCAUCCGAUGAUAGACAAUUCAAGGAAACGAACAAUAAGAAAUCCAAUAUCCAGAAGAAGCAGACUAAGCCAAGGAAACGCAAGAAAGCAGAGGGAUGUCUGGACGAGACACCGACGAAGAGGGUGAAGACGGAGAUACCUUUGAAGGAGAGGAUCCUGGAUACUGCCAGGAGGGGCGUAGAAACAGAGGAUAGCACAGGCUUGGAUGAGCCAGUGUCUAGCCAAGGUAGUCAUAGCUCAAGUAUUGAUAGUAAUAAGAGUGACUUUGGAGAAAGCAUUUACUAUGAGGACAUGGAAGAUGAAGAUGACGAUGUCAUGGAAACACAACAGGAACAAGAUAUGUCCACCGAGGUAAAGAGAUAUAUCAUGAGGAAUAAGGAGCUACAUCAGAAGAUCCUCCACUAUGAGGCGUUGAAUCUGGAAGAGUUUUACAAAGAACUGAAAGAAGCAAAAGUACAGUGUUCUAAAGUCAAGCUUGUGGAGUUUCUAGAUCAUCAAUGUAUCACCUUUCGAGGCCAAGGAGGCAGUCGACAGCGCAAACCAAAGAAUACCAAGACCAAGACCAAGACCAAGAGAUAACCAAAGUCCUUCACUCUACUCGUUCAUCAAGCAGAACAAAACCAUUUUAGCCUACUUUGACAAAGAUCUUAUGCAGAUUGGUUCUGUGUGGGAUCCGAGAUAAUUUUGAGAGUGGAAUUGGGUUCCAUUCUCAAGACACAGAGAAGGCGUAAAACUCACCCUUGAGGUCAGAUGAAAGCGCAGUAAUGGCUGGUGUCACAGUGAGAGCAAAAUAUACUGUGAUCCUUAAAAAUCACUGAAGAGGUUCAUCUGAUUGGUGAUGUAACUUGAAAACUUGGUAAUUUUUCUUCUGAUUGUGAAGAAAGAUGUUGUUUUCAAGUUCAUUUCACAUUGUGUUCCCUUUAAUUUGUUGGUAUUCACAACUUCCUGAAAACUGUUUACAUGAUUUCCAUUGGAAUUGGAAAUUGGAAUUACAAAAGUAAUGGAAAACAAAAGAGAUUUAUAUCAUGACUAUGUGUUAACAUAAUGCUGCAUGUAAUUCAUAGAAUAAGACCUAUGAAUUUGGGUUUGUUAAUGUAUAUGGCUUUAAAAGCUAUUGUGUAUUUUGGUUAUGGAAUAAAAU